GUUCUUUUGAACUUCUUGUGUCAUUUCCAUUCAGCCUCCGGGGGGAAUCGACAUAUUUAAGUUUCUCAGAUCCAAAUCUCGUUCCAGAAUCCAGUAUCUUUGCCUUGGCGCCUUUGUCGCCCCCCCGGAGUCGAUGACAUGGAACCUCUGGCAUCAUAGCUAUGAAUGUUAUCAUUGUAUGGUAUACCAAGACCGGCCGGGAGCCAAUGAGAGAGCCGCACGUGAGAUAUCCUUGGCGAGGAUUCUUGGCUCGGGGAGCGAAAUUCCGCUUGAAAAGUGAGCAUGACGCAUACGACCAAUGGUCCGAGCACGUGAUGUCGGCAAACAGCCCUAAGCGGGGUUUGACUCAAAGAAAGAAGGCGAACCAUUGGAUCCAGAUACGACGUGUCGGUAUUGAUUGGUUGGUGAGUGAAAGACAAGUGGAUCGCGGAAUGCCAAGGUUCCCGCGCGGUCGCGGAGUCUUGGCGGGACGGUCUCGGUUUUCGUCCGGGAUUUUGUUGACGCAGGCGCCGGCUUGGCGUUUCUCCUCGGAGGGGUCCAAGAGUCUCUUCGGACAGGGGUGUCGGUUAGAAAAACCCCCGCUGGUAUGCCUAGCCUGGCCAAGCUGCCGACCUAUCCGAUGGGCGGAGUGGCUCUUCUCGGCUUCAUUGGAUGACCCCGCGUCGUUCUCGUAUAUCAUUGCUCUUAUUUUCCUGGUUUUCCUUUCCUUUUGCUGCUUUUCCCUUCCUUAUCGAUACCGGUGGAUCCUCGUUGGUAUUAUUCUUAGAGGACUCUGUUAGUCCUGCAAGCUGCUGCAGUAUCCACUCCAAUGACCCUAGGUGCUUCUGGAACUGAGAUUGUCGGGGUUAUCGUGGGAGCUGUCAUCCUGUUUACGCUGGUCAGCGCUGCUCCGGUGUAAGUUUCCCCACGCUGUGUAACUCCUG
Molecule: messenger RNA, 923 nt
Organism: Aspergillus glaucus CBS 516.65
Lineage: Eukaryota; Fungi; Ascomycota; Eurotiomycetes; Eurotiales; Aspergillaceae
Exons: 1
Coding region: 162-779 (205 amino acids)
Source: RefSeq, a predicted model, not a curated record